UUAGUUUUUCUUGUGUUGAAGACAGCUUGAACUUUGAAGUUAACUUUUUGCCUAAUUUCAAACGUAUUUGUUUUGUUUCUUCACUUACCUACGUUAGAAAAAUCGCAAACAAGUUUUAUUAAGAACCAAAAUAAUUAAUUUUGAAAGUCGAACGAGCCACUACGAAACGAUAUUCUAGUCAAUUAGAUAUUUUUAAAAAUGAAAUAGUUUUAGUAUAAUAUUAAAUAAGAAAUAUAUACUUAAGCCUGUACCUAGUUAAGCAAAAUGCAGAUUCUUAAAGCAAGAUUCGCUCUAAGAGCUUCGGCCUCACAGUUCCAAGCGUGGAGUUCUUCUAAGCAUCGGACUGCAACUUCAGACACGAAAAAUGUAGAAUACAAGCCAAUUAGAAGCGUAUUGGUAGCAAAUAGAGGUGAAAUUGCCAUCCGUGUGUUCAGGGCAUGUACGGAGUUGGGUAUCCGCUCCGUCGCCAUCUACAGUGAGCAGGAUAAACUUCAAAUGCACAGACAAAAAGCCGACGAAUCGUACUUAGUUGGAAAGGGCCUUCCACCAGUGGAAGCGUACUUAAGUAUUCCUGAAAUCAUUCGAGUGGCGAAGGAAAACAACGUUGACGCUAUUCACCCAGGCUAUGGACUGCUUUCUGAACGGUCAGACUUCGCUCAAGCAAUCAUCAAUGCUGGAAUCCGAUUUAUCGGUCCUUCACCCAAAGUUGUUCAGCAAAUGGGAGACAAGGUUGCAGCCAGGAUAGCUGCUAUUGAAGCCAAGGUACCAAUCGUACCUGGUACUGAUGGACCGGUCACGACAAAAGAGGAAGCAUUGGAGUUCUGCAAACAACAUGGACUACCUGUUAUAUUCAAGGCGGCCUAUGGCGGUGGAGGUCGCGGUAUGAGAGUAGUCCGUGAGAUGAGUGAAGUAACGUCUGCCUUCGAGCGAGCCUCUUCUGAAGCGCUUGGCGCUUUUGGAAAUGGCUCCAUGUUCAUUGAGAGAUUCAUCGAGCGACCAAGACAUAUUGAGGUUCAGCUAUUAGGUGACAAAGCAGGCAAUGUUGUACAUUUGUAUGAGCGCGAUUGUUCCGUACAGAGACGUCAUCAGAAAGUUGUUGAAAUCGCUCCAGCGCCCAGGCUCGACCCCGAAACUCGUCAACGAAUGCUGGAUUGUGCGGUUCAUUUGGCUCGUCACGUCAAGUACGAAAAUGCGGGAACUGUCGAGUUCCUGUUGGACGAUAAAGGAAACUUCUAUUUCAUUGAAGUUAACGCUAGAUUACAAGUAGAACACACAGUAACUGAAGAAGUAACAGGCAUCGAUCUAGUGCAAUCUCAAAUUCGAGUUGCCGAAGGCAUGACGUUGCCAGAAAUGGGUCUCACACAGGAUAAAAUAAGGGCGGACGGAUACGCGAUACAAUGCCGAGUGACCACUGAGGACCCGGCGAAUAACUUCCAACCUAGUACAGGCAGGAUUGAGGUGUUCAGAUCUGGCGAGGGUAUGGGAAUUCGUCUGGAUUCAGCCUCAACUUACGCCGGGGCUAUUAUAUCGCCAUACUACGACUCGUUACUCGUAAAGGUGAUAUCCCAUGCUCAAGACCUGUCAGCUUCGGCUGCGAAGAUGAGCCGCGCCCUACGCGAGUUCCGUAUCAGGGGCGUGAAGACAAAUAUUCCGUUUCUACUAAAUGUGCUAGAGAACCAGAAAUUCUUAAAUGGCGCAGUAGACACGUACUUCAUAGACGAAAAUCCACAGUUGUUCAUGUUCAAGGCAUCACAAAAUAGAGCUCAAAAAAUACUUAACUACCUCGGUUACGUAUUGGUUAACGGACCUGCCACGCCCCUGGCUACCCAAAUACCACCGUCAAAUGCCAAGCCGUAUAUACCACCAGUUCCAUUGGACCUUUCCCCAGAGGCGAUUAGAAAUCAAGAACUGACUGGCGAAAAUACAGCUGUGAAACCACCUAAGGGUUUCAAACAAAUUCUCCAAGAGGGCGGCCCUGAAGCUUUCGCAAAGGCUGUACGCAAUCACAAAGGUCUAUUGCUGAUGGAUACGACGUUCCGUGACGCGCACCAAUCGUUGCUAGCGACGCGUGUACGUUCGCACGACUUGUUGGCCGUGUCUCCGUACGUAGCGCACAACUUCAGCGGUUUAUAUUCUUUGGAGAACUGGGGUGGAGCCACUUUCGAUGUUGCUUUGAGGUUCCUCCACGAAUGUCCCUGGGAGCGUUUAGAAGACAUGCGUCGUCAGAUUCCCAACAUUCCCUUCCAAAUGCUAUUAAGAGGAGCAAACGCGGUGGGAUACACCAACUACCCGGACAAUGUGGUCUUUAAAUUCUGUGAUAUGGCUGUGAAAACCGGUAUGGACAUUUUCCGAGUCUUUGACUCCCUCAAUUACCUUCCGAAUCUCAUUCUUGGAAUGGAAGCGGCUGGAAAAGCCGGUGGAGUUGUCGAAGCAGCUAUUUCUUACACGGGGGACGUAUCCAAUCCCGAGAAAUCCAAAUAUGACCUGAAGUACUACGUCAACCUGGCCGAUGAACUGGUGAAAGCUGGAACACACGUCCUGGGAAUCAAAGAUAUGGCUGGAUUGCUGAAGCCUCAGGCUGCUAAACUCCUAAUAUCGGCGAUCCGCGAACGCCACCCGUCCGUUCCAAUCCACGUGCACACGCACGACACGGCCGGAGCCGGAGUGGCCGCCAUGUUGGCCUGCGCGGAGGCCGGCGCUGAUGUGGUGGACGUGGCCGUCGACUCAAUGUCCGGACUCACGAGCCAGCCCAGCAUGGGAGCGCUGGUCGCCUCCCUGCAGUCGACUAAGUUGGAUACUGGUAUCCCCCUACAAACUGUAUCUGAAUACUCAGCGUACUGGGAACAAGCGCGUACGUUAUAUGGCCCGUUCGAAUGUACGGCUACUAUGAAGUCAGGGAACGCUGACGUAUACCUCAACGAGAUACCUGGAGGACAGUACACAAAUCUCCAGUUCCAAGCCUUUUCUUUGGGAUUGGGAAGUCAGUUUGAAGAAGUUAAGAAAGCUUACAGAGAGGCAAACCUCCUCCUCGGAGACAUCAUAAAAGUGACACCAUCGUCUAAAGUGGUGGGAGACUUCGCCCAAUUCAUGGUCCAAAAUAAACUGUCGGCUGAUGACAUCCUCUCGAGAGCUGAGGACCUCUCGUUCCCCAAGUCUGUGGUGGAGUUCUUCCAAGGAGCCAUUGGCAUACCAUAUGGUGGAUUCCCUGAACCUUUGAGAUCUAAAAUCCUCAAAGACAUGCCAAGAAUCGAAGGUCGGCCGGGCCAAGAGUUGCCUCCACUGGACUUCGGCAAACUCAAAAAGGAUAUACAAGAGACGUACUCGGAUGUCAGCGAUCAGGACGUGAUGUCCGCCGCCAUGUACCCGCAAGUCGCGAACGACUACUUCCGUAUACGCGACAAGUACGGACCCGUCAAACAUCUCGAUACGAAGACGUUCCUCGUUGGACCCGAUGUGGGAGAAACUAUUGAAGUGAAGAUCGAACGCGGAAAGACCUUGGACAUCAAGACAUUGGCUGUGUCUGAUGAGAUGACAGCGGCAGGAGAGAGGGAGGUGUUCUUCGAACUUAAUGGUCAGCUACGGUCCGUCUUCAUACGGGACGAGAAGGCUAGCCAGGAAAUGAAGAUUCAUCCAAAAGCCGUGAAAGGUGACAAAGGUCAAGUUGGAGCUCCCAUGCCUGGAACUGUUCUAACUAUUAAAGUUAAAGAGGGCGACAAAGUAGACAAAGGCCAAGCGAUCGCUGUCCUCUCAGCUAUGAAAAUGGAAAUGAUAGUUCAGGCACCGCAAGCUGGUAUCAUCAAAAGUGUUGCCAUUACAAACGGACAGAAACUUGAAGGCGACGAUCUUAUCUGUACUAUUGAGGAAUAAAGAACGAUUUCUGGAGACGUCAAGUGUCAACUUACAUCAUUUUUAAUAACAUCCGUCUCUUUCUUGCGUUCGCUGUUGGAAAGAAACAGUGAGAUUCUAUUCUCUAUAAAUUACAUGUAGGCAAAUUAUCAGUACAAAAGAUGGAUGUGUCAUGAAAGCUUCAAUUAUAUUUUAACUCAGUAAUGUUAACUUUGAUGUGAUAGAAUACUUAAUAUUUAAAUACAUUUUUUAAAUGAGUCAAAUAAGCAAAAUCUGUGUUAAUUUUCAUAGAGUAGCAUUGAAUACUUGGAGUCAUAGACUGUAGUAGAUAUUUUAGGCGCGAAUUUUAACAAUUUACAAUUUGUUUUUUAUUUUUAAUCUAUGAUGUACUCAAGUGUGAUUGAAUGAAGUGUGUUUUAUAAAAAUUACGUUUCUCUGUAGCAUCACAAUGUUUUUAUUCAUAUUUUUUUAUAUAACCUAUUUUUUUUACAAGUUAAAAGUUAUUUGUUAUCAUUGCGUGUGUGAUUGUUAUAAAAUUUAUUUACAAUAAUUUUUAUUAAUAUAAGUACUCGAUGCACAAAAUUAUUCCAAGAAUUUAACGAAAGACAUUUAAAAUAACUGUUUUAUCGUAAAACGAUUCGGUAUCGACUGGUGCUCAUUGUUAUUUUUUUUUGCAAUUUUAUUAAUAAAUGUAUACAUUAUUUA
Messenger RNA from Pieris rapae (cabbage white), 4551 nucleotides. It is a transcript of the gene PCB, whose product is annotated as pyruvate carboxylase, mitochondrial. Gene Ontology annotation, cellular component: cytoplasm. Bases 265 to 3867 code for a protein of 1200 amino acids. Lineage: Eukaryota; Metazoa; Arthropoda; Insecta; Lepidoptera; Pieridae. Gene Ontology annotation, biological process: gluconeogenesis; pyruvate metabolic process. The record is from RefSeq and is a predicted model, not a curated record. The transcript is spliced from 24 exons. Gene Ontology annotation, molecular function: ATP binding; pyruvate carboxylase activity; metal ion binding.